GGAAAACAGACAGUCUGCGCUCCGCUCCACGCCCCCAGCAGGCAGAUCCGUGUCUGCUCCGCACCAAGUCCUGGAAAAUAUCCUGCGGAGCCACGUAAACGGCAUUUGUUUCAUUAUAUAACCGGCGAGAGACAAAACUGCAACAGAGUAUCAGUGCUGACCAAGAGAUGUCCUGCAUGCAGAAUAUGAGCACCUUAUCUCCCCACCGAGCCCCGUAACCAAUGGCAACCUCAGUCCAGACUCUUCCUCUGACCCGUGGCCCCAACAAAAACUUCCGUCACCCUUUCCCAAAUCCGCCCCUCUCCUCCCGUUGCGGCAUGGGAAGCGUCGGCAGUCUGGUAGAGAGACCAGACGUAUCUCCCACUAAAUUGAACCGUGCUGUUCCCCAGGUGAGGCCCAAACAGUCCAACGGCCUCCUUAAGAAAGGCUUCACCCAGAGAGAGCUACUCAACUACCUCAACAUCACCAGAAAAGAGCCUAAAGCAAGCCACAGCAGUGACAGUAAGAAGGACAUUAUCUCCGGCUUCGCCUCUAUCAGUGGACAAGAGGAGGACGUGUACGCCAAGGUCUACCAUAAAGACGGCACCGAAGUUGAUUUGACAAAGAACUCACUACCAAGUGGGGGCAAGUAUGAAAAGGUUCGUUUCAGGUCUUCUGCCUUUAAGCCGGUCACCCCCAAAAACUUCAGCUCCAUGCAGAACUUGUAUCCGUCUUCCAAGUCGGAGGAUGUGGAUCACGGCCUUUCCAAUGGGCUGCACAGAGCUUACGCCCAUGUCCCUAAAGCUGUAUCCACCUCCUCUUCAUCUUCCUCACCCUCGCGUCAUGGAGGACCAACAUCCAGUGCUAACAAGGCAGUACGUGGGUUGAGCCAGGAGGAUGAUAACUUGUCAGACUCGGGCCAUAACUCCAUGAGCAGUCUGCCGCCAUACCGGCCCCCCUUCCGCCCACACCUGGCUCACAUCAGCGCGUCUAUGGGCCACAUCAACACCAUCGGCUCCCUGGACCGCACCUCUCUGGGCCAGAAGGCUGUUGGGUCGGGGGGUGUGGCCAUAGGGGAGAUGGCGUGUCGGAGCAUGGCGACCCUUAGUCGUCUGGCUCCAUAUAGUGGGGAUGCUCCACCUCCUUAUGAAUGGACACUCUCCUUGUCUGUUGAGGAAGUGGUGCGCGAUCUGGAGGAGCGCCUGGUGGAGAAAGAACAUGAGCUGAAACAGAUGAGGAGAAACCUGGAUGAGAGCGAGGGCGCAAUCGCUCAGGUGUUUGAGGGCAAACAGCGUCUGUGGGAGAAGGAGGUGGAGGAGCUGAAGCGCCUCUAUGCCGCCAAGCUCCGUCAGGUUUCCCAGCAUGCCCAGCGUUCCCAGCGCACCCUGCAGUUGCAGCUGUACAAAGCCCAGCAGGAUAAGACUCGACUGCAAGAGGAGCUCGACACUCUGAAAAGGGAAAAAAGCCAGGAGGCUGGAGCCACGGUGAAGCGAACCAGUCCAACCCUGGAGGAGACGCAGUGGGAGGUUUGCCAGAAGUCAGGGGAGAUCUCUUUGCUGAAGCAGCAGCUCAGGGACUCCCAGGCGGAGGUGACCCAGAAGUUGAGUGAGAUCUUCCAGCUAAAGACGCAGCUCAGGGAGACCCGCACAGACCUGCGCAACCGGGAGGUACAGAUAGACGCACUAAAGCUUGUCCUGCAGGGGACGCAGCGUCGCAGAUGCCCCUCUCAGACUGCCCAUGAAGAUGGAAAAGGAGCUGAAGAGAGUGCUCCAGCUGGGGCGACAGGAGGGUGCGGGGGACCUACAGAGGAGCGUCUGCGUGCAGAGCUACUGUUGGAGCGACGCCAGAGCGAGGCCCAGGCCAUGGCUUUCGAGGAAGAGAGGCAGACAUGGCAGACAGAAAAGGACAAAGUCAUCCACUACCAGAAGGAGCUGCAGGCCAGCUACUUAGAGAUGUACCACCGCAAUGAAGCGCUGGAGAGGGAACUGCACCAGCUGAGGGCAAGCAAAGAGCGAGUAGCAGGAGAAGGAGCAGGAGGAGGAGGAGGGAGCAGGAAUGGGACAUUAGAAAGAGAAGUGCCAGAGCUGAGGAGUGAAAGAGACGGGGAACAAAAAGAGGACAGACCUUCCUCUGGUCUGCCGUGGAUAGAGAGGAUUGAAUCAUCUGAAAUUUGAAUGUGUCAGACUCAUUUGCAAUGUAAACUGUUUUUGCCUGACCACGUCUGCCAGGAAAAGAAAA
Scomber scombrus (Atlantic mackerel) is the source of this 2217-nucleotide messenger RNA. RefSeq names its product NEDD4 binding protein 3 (gene n4bp3). Gene Ontology annotation, cellular component: cytoplasmic vesicle. The record is from RefSeq and is a predicted model, not a curated record. NCBI's taxonomy places the organism in Eukaryota, Metazoa, Chordata, Actinopteri, Scombriformes, Scombridae. The transcript is spliced from 10 exons. Bases 222 to 2153 code for a protein of 643 amino acids.